AUGGAAUCAUGGCGGGAACGAGGGUAUGUGCCGGACUCGGACGAGGAAGAUGGACUGGACAGUCAGGAGAAGUUGAGUGGGGAGGACGAGGAAGAGAAGGUGGUGGAUGGGUCGCAGGAUUUGGGGUCGGGGGAAGUCGCUGCUCCUGCUACGGCUGGGAAGAGGAGUGGACAAGGGUUACGAGGUGAAGAUGAGGGUGAUGGGGAAUCGCAGGAUGAGCCUCUGGAUGAUGGGGAGGAUGUGAAUAGGUCUCGACAAGAUACACCAGCCCAGGCCAGUGACGGACCGGCGAAUCAAGGAGAUAAGGACGAGGACGAAAACGAGCGCCGCGAACCGACUUCCUUGGCAGAAACACCCCAGGAUGACACGACGGAUGACGAGACGGAUUCGCAAGCUACGCCCGUAGUGAAAAGGAACGACCAGAAUGCCCCUCGAUCUCCCAGCUUGCCUGCACGAGACGCCGGUGGACCUUCGACUCCGCAACGGACGAGCGAUGAAUGGGAUGUUCCUGAUUCUUCGCCGGAUGAACUGCAGACGGAAGUUCUUACCACUCGGAUAUCGAAACACAUUUCUCUCCCCCCUAGGCCUGGUCGUACACCUAGACAUGCACCUAGAAGGCGAUCACCCAAACACACGCCUAUCCCUGCGCCUAGCAGACGCUUACCCGAACGCACACCUACCCCUGCACCUACCGAACACGCACAGCAGACCAAUGAAAACGAGGGUGUUGACGAUUCUCCCCUGUCAUCUGCGCCGUCAUCUCUCCAUUCGGUACGCCUGGAUGAUGGAAAUGAACAAAAUAAGCCGGAGAGCCAGCAUGAGGACAAUCUGGAGGAAAUUCGGCCGGAAGACAACCUGGAAGAUCUACUCCCUCACCUUGACAUUCCGGACGAUGUACUACAAGAACUAUCCCAUCCGGCACGAAGGUCACUAAGAGAACGCAAUCCCAUUCAGUUACACCCGUAUCUCCUCGAGGACGCCAAAUACCAACGCCUUAUGAAGGCAGGAGGCAUCAAGCCGGUGCGCAUUGCUCAAAUUCAACAAGCACUACGUGAACAGGCUGCUGCGAAUGAGGAGAGUCAAGGCCAGGAUUUCGUCAAUGCUGAACCCCCGUCAAGCAGCCCGGCUGGUAAUUUUGAAUUCCCGUCUUCUCCUGCAGAGCCUCGGAUCCCUGAAAGGCGACCACGUCAGAGCCAUUCGCCAAGAGCUCCUCGCUCAGCGAAGCGGCGAAAGGUAUCACAUCCGAAUAGGACCCACCAUCACCAAAGGGAACAGCCGCUACAUACUAGCCUCGCUUUUGAUAUCCCGCUUAGCCCACCACGAUCGGGGAGCGUCUCCUCAGCGCACACCGCGCAAGCCCAGUCUGGCUUCCGGUUCCCUCCAGGGUUUACGCCGCCUGCGUUGAAUACACCAGUCACAGAACCGAGAACCAACAGAAGAGACGUUGGCGAUGAAAUUAGUGCGGGAUCAGCCUCUUCUCACAGUCAACCAAACUCUGAUGUUGAAAAUAACCAAGAGGACCAGGAACGCGCUGUCAGAGCUUUGCAGCGUAAGAUAAAAGGUGUUCUUCCGGCAUCAUGGCUUCGACUUGACAAAGAGAAACAAAAGGAUAAAAUUAGUUUGAUCCAAAGGAAUCGUGAUAGGGCUGCUUCCCACAGACCAGAGAAUGCGAAAGGUGUUGCGAAAAAAAUCAUGAGAAGGACUGACUCGGGGACCACACCAAAUGCAAGAGCGCAGUUAACAUCUUUGAGUCAUCUUGCUGAUGACGAUAAUGAAGGAAGUGAUGGUAGCGACGGUGGUAGACCCCUGACCGAGCAGGAUCCGCAAUUAACGCUGGCGGAUGUGGUCGGUUUCGAAGAUCCAUCCUUUGAUCAAGAUCUGGGCGAUGACAUCCCAGAGGACAAUCGUAUUGACAACAUGUUUCCGCCAGUCCCUCGAGACCCUUCAUCUUCCAGCAGAACGCAAGGUGCGAAGCGUCACAGGCCCACAAAGAACGCUAUGCACACUGGGAACGAGAGGAAACGGCCUCGCCUAAAACGGCAAACCAGGCUUACCGAUCCAGCUUUUGAAGGCCGGAAAACGAAGCAAUUUUCUUCUAGGGCUCCCAGGGUUUCCAAGUCUUCCAGAGCUCCGAGAGUUCCCAGAUUGGGUAUAUUGGAUGCUCCAGACGUGGCCGAACGGCCUAGACAGGAACAGCCAGCCUUCCUUCGAGUUGCAGCGCGGCAGGCGCGUUCACGCCGUGAUAGAGGGAGACGAAGUCCGACUAGAAAGUUCUUUGACUUGGGUUCGCGAAACGAUACGGAAGACGCUAAUGUGUCUUUGCAUAACUGGCGACGAGGGAAGCUUCGGCAGACUCGCUUAGAGCCACUGCGCAGACCUCAAGUAAGGCAGCCUUUGAUGGAUCUUUCUACUAAUGGGCGGGAUACGCAACAUAACCCUGAGGGCCGCAAUGCUCAAGAGGCCAGGGCAAGUAGUGUCCACAUAACAGGAGCGGCCGUCCGGCCUGACAAUGAUAUUGCACCAGAGCACGUUCCGGGAUUAAAUGUCCCUGCACCUGCGGCACCAACGUCGAAAAGAAACAUCACGCCGAGAAGGCCCGGAUUAUCUGAAGUGCAAGGCAACAAAUGGAUCGUCCGUCGGAAUCUUGCUAUCACGUCCCUGAAGCGAAACACCCCAAGGCCGGCGGGGUUGGAAGCGGAAAACACCAGCAGCAACAUGUUGUCUUCGUCGUUUCAACGAUCAUUGUCCGUGCUCAAUCAAGAUUAUUGGCAUAGGCGCGCACAUCAAGCAGAGAGGCCGAGUCUAACACUGGAUCGAUUUCUUUCUGAUAGUGUCGCAUCGGCUACUCCACGUGCCGUUCAGAAAGCAGCAGUUCCAGCUGAACGGUCAUCCAGGUUGAAUGAUACCCCACUGAAUUCCCAACCUCAACCAAAACGCCGUCAGCUAAAGAAGCGUCCUCCGCAGAGGCUAAAUCUCGACACGAUUGAGCGCCAAGGACCACCAACGAUCCUGUCCCCUGCUCCGGUCCCUUCUAUGAUAGACGCAGAUGCUGGUGACCCGCAGCCUGGUCACAGAGCAUCUGGCGGGUUAUCUGGAUUCCGGCGCACGUACACGAUUGAUUUCGAUGUCGCGCCUUUGUAUCCCGGGACGUUCUUUCAUGAGUCUACAUUCGUGGGAAGCGGGGAAUUUGCUCGUUCUCUUGAGCUGGGCUCGCGCGAUAUGGAUGAGGAUGCCGGUCUUUUUCACAUGACCAUUGGGAGUCGGAAUUUCCGUUGGGGUGCUUGGAAUGAUACCGUGUCUUCGGAACUUGGGAUUGCUUUUGAGAAACUCUUUGAACGAAUCGAAAUGGAUAACACAGCCAGCCCGGUGCCACAUUCGGAGAGCUCUCUGAAUCAACAGCCGUACAGAAUACACAGGUCGAUCAUCAAAUACACUACAGAGGUCUUGUCAUUCAUAGAUCCGAUUGAUAGGUCAGAGUUUGUGACAAAAGCUCAUGAUCUUGUUUCCGGUCUCAACGAUCAUCUCGCAACCUUGAUCUCGGCCAAUCGUAAUACCAGCCACUUGAUGAAGAUUGCUUCGUACAAUGCAGUAUUCGCGAACCAGGUAUUCCAUAUUGCUCGCGAUGGCUUGGUCAAUGAUACUAUUGCAAGCGAGGCCAUGGAGCUUGUCAAAUCGGCUUCCAAACAGGUCAUUGCCUUUUUGUCGAGCCCGUCGGGUAUGGCAGAUAUUCGCAAAUUCCUCGAUGAGCAACGACUAAAUGAAAAUCGUGAAGUCGGUAUCCAUGAUGACCAUUCGGCUGUCGAAUCCUACGUUAUUGCUAGGCAUGUGUUGGGAGGCUUUGAUCAAUUCAAGGGCUGCUUUGAAAGCUUUGCCGCGGAGGCCUACUUGCUGUCAGAUGCCAUCGAACUGACCAACUCGAAAGACGUGGCAUCACUUGAAAAAGGAUGGCGUAGCCUCUUCACGACGUUGCCUCUCAACGAAAUCGACAAAUCUGGAAUCGCUCGAAUCGGGUCCCGAUUCAGACAAGCGUACGACAACUGGUCAGUUGUCAAGCAGCUUCUGCGCCCCGUUCUGGAUGAAUACGAUCCUAGUUUCAUGGCACAACCUAUUUCGUAUAACAGCUACUGUCGGGCUUUGUUGCACCGGUGCUUCCAUCUCAUUAACGCCUGGGGAUGGCGGGAUUGCAAACUAAUACUGGACACUCUUUACGACUUCUUCGCGAAGAACACGCUCUACAACCUAAAGCAUGAGGAGAGCUUCGGAUCUCCCGCUUUCCUGGAAGAACUGGAUCGCAAUCCUUCGCCGGAGGUCAGACCAGGAGAGCCGUGCUUCCAUGUUCUAUUGAAGGUCACAGCGAGCGGAUUACGCUUUCUGUCCAAGACAUACGACAAGAAGAAGAUACGGAAUUUUGCCUGGCGGCUUCUACCAAACCAUGGUCGAGUCUAUCCGAAGGAGAUGCCCAUCCGGCACGAAGACCUGGAUGCUCUACGGAAUCAUCACGAUCUUCUCUGCACCCUGUAUUACGCCGUUCCUGACGGAUGCCGUCCUCGACUUGAGGCGAUCAAGAAUCUUGUUCACCCCGCCAGCUCACACCGCGAGACAUGCGAUAUCAGCAUAAGAUCAUGGGUUAGACUUGUUCGGUUCAAGUUAUCGACGGAUGAGGAUGUCUCGGGGCUGGAUCCAUUUGCCGAUUGGCAUAGCUAUUUCGUGACUGAGCUCCUGAAACAACACACCUUGGCUCGGAAGGAGAUUGAGGCGCAAGGUAAUUCAGACAGUCGCUUCUCCAAGCAAUUGAUCGAAAGCACGAUAUCACAGAAUCAACGGCAAAUUGAGUCCUUACUGAAGGUUGCUAUUGGUGGGUUACAGAGUGCUGUGCAGUUAGCGCCAACUUUGGACCAUGCGCGGAGGGUUGUAUCCAAGUUGCCUAUCAAGGCGAUACUAGGACUCUUCAAUUCUAGAGUUGCUCGUGUGAAUACUGUCGUUUCUGAGGCUCUACAAGUCGUCAUUACUUACACCCAGAAGUGUGAUCCUCCUGCCCCGGCCCCGAUUCCAGCGCCAGCUCCAGCUCCAGUGUCUACGGAUGACGACAGUCAAGAAUACGGGGACUGGUCUGCUAUCGAAGCCGCCGCCUAUGGGGAUGAUGAGGACGAGUUGAUGCCGAUAAACGAGGGAGUCGAGCACGUGGAAAAAGUCUUCCAUCCAGCCGUAUCCCGUCUAGUAUCCAACUGCUUCGGUGAAGACCACUCUCCAGAAGACAAGAUCCUCCUCGAUGUUGUAGACAGCUGGACCUCUGUUGCUCAAGUGCUUGUAAACCACAAAUUGCGGCAUUGGGACAAUUUUCUCGGUCCUUAUGCUGGUGAUUCCUGGGCGUCGCUUCGGUCUACGGUGCAAACUAGGAAGUUUAUGCCUCAAUUUCUGGCGAGCUGUGUUCGGAAAGAUUCUGAACUUCUUGCUCAAUGCAAAUAUCACGUUCUGGGUAUGUGGAUGUCGACAUUGGUGGAGAGGACGUCGAUGUUGAAGUUCCAGCAUCGUUUGACGGAAGCUUUGUUGAACGAGCUAUCUAUGGAUCCGUUGCUUGAGAACCUGCCAUUCUCCAGAGAUCGACUUGAUGACUAUUCCAUUACGCUGGAAGACUUCAGUCAACGGAGACUGUCACUCAUAUCGAGCCUACUGUCAAAUAUGCGCGAGCACCUCCAGGACCUGGAAGACAACAAGAGUCCAACGUUCUCAACUACGAAGCAGGAGUAUAGGGAACUUAUACAGAAACUGAUGUCGUCGAUGAAAGCCAACUACCAGGAGCUGGGUAACAGUGGACAAUCUGUCCAAGGUGCCUAUGUGGACUUCGUCCACCACGUUGUUGGAUUCCUGCAGCAGCAUUCGAGAGACAUCAGCCCUAUAGAUCCAUUCUUCACCGAUCCUACCUCGUUCCCUCUUCCAUCGACUGAUCCGUCGUACAUUGUUGCAAGACUGAAGAGUUACGAACCGAAACUGUCCGCUGAGAAGGUGGCGAGGACAUUGAUCAUUUUCGUGCAAGGGGUCUCUGAACGCGCGGCUAUCGAUGGUCAGCAGGUGUAUCUUGUUGACCAACUGCACGCAUCGAUGGCAGAUACCUAUGAAUCCGGGACUCCUGACCGACCAACGCUGCGGGGAAUCCUGCUUCAGUGCGUAUUCCCGGCCUAUCUCGAGAAUGCAUUUAGCAAUGCAGCGGCGUGGAUUUUGAGUCUUCCCAUACUGCAAGCAAUCUCGCGCACGCUCAAGGACUUGCGAUUCAACAUGGACACGACGGAUCCGAAUUGCGUCUCAUCAGUGCUCAAUACCAUUUGCUCCGUGUUGCAGUCGUCUUACCAUUCCCUGCGUCUCAUAGCAGAUAAUCUCAAUAUGCUCAAGCAACCGCCAGUCCUAAUCACAGCAGCAUCCUUCAUCGAGAUAAUCACCGUCACCUUGCCUAUAAUCGACUAUAUAGACCGCACCACCGGCACAGCAGCCGUAGCUAUCUCAGAGGCUCGUGCUUUCCGUCCUUUCGCCCUCUUCGCCGUUUUACACCUCCGCGGCCUGUCGUCAUUCGACAACCUCAUGGAAGACUUCACCCGGUCGUCCAAUGUGUUUGCAGAACAGGAAACACAUACAAAUACGACUACAGUCCCCCGCUUCUUCCACGAAGCCUGCCACUCCGCGUCUCGUGAAUUACAAGCGUACAUCAAUGAGAGCUGGUCCCGGCAUCAGGGCAAAUAUUUCUUCACACGGCGGGGCGCGCACCAACCGCAGGAAGUAGGUAUUGAUCCUUCAAUCAUGGUGAAGCUGGAGAAUUCGCCGGCCGCGAUGUUUGAGGGUGCUGUUGGAGGACUACUGAGAGCGUUCAAGAGUCUUGAUGUUUUUGAUGAUAGAUAUGAUUAG
This is a messenger RNA of Aspergillus glaucus CBS 516.65, 6894 nucleotides long. RefSeq lists its product as uncharacterized. The transcript has 4 exons. The coding region runs from base 1 to 6894 and encodes 2297 amino acids. Gene Ontology annotation, cellular component: nucleus; Cul8-RING ubiquitin ligase complex. NCBI's taxonomy places the organism in Eukaryota, Fungi, Ascomycota, Eurotiomycetes, Eurotiales, Aspergillaceae. The record is from RefSeq and is a predicted model, not a curated record. Gene Ontology annotation, biological process: replication fork processing; double-strand break repair via homologous recombination.